AUAAUUUUGCUACACGAUUCUAAAGUAUCCAAUUUAUAUUAUUAUAGUACAAAAUUUAAAAUAUGUCCCUACCUCCGGCUAGUGGAACCGGCAGAUAUUUUGCUAAAGCAGCGAAGUCUAUUCGCCUAAUACGCCAAGGUUGCACAAAUCGACCAUUCUUUCACAUUUCUGUAACCCAUAGGAGACGUUUAAACAGUCAGCCAGUAAUAGAGCAGCUAGGUUCAUACGAUCCAAUGCCGAACAUCAAUAAUGAAAAGCUAGUUGCUUUGAAUUUGGAACGACUUAAGUAUUGGCUUGGGAAGGGUGCUCACGUAUCGACCCCAGUUUCAGAACUUCUUGGACUCUCAGGAUUUUUCCCCAUACAUCCUCGAACCUACAUGACUGCCUGGAGAAAUAGACAACAAGAAAGGGAGAACCUAGCCAAACAAGAAGCAGAAAAUGCCAAAGAACAAACUGCUGCAACAUAAAUUUAUAUAGAAACAUUAAAUUAGUAUAUAGGAAAAAUAAAUUAAUUCAUAACUAAA
This is a messenger RNA of Bombyx mandarina (wild silkworm), 524 nucleotides long. It is a transcript of the gene mRpS16, whose product is annotated as mitochondrial ribosomal protein S16. Gene Ontology annotation, cellular component: mitochondrial small ribosomal subunit; ribosome. Gene Ontology annotation, biological process: mitochondrial translation. Gene Ontology annotation, molecular function: structural constituent of ribosome. The record is from RefSeq and is a predicted model, not a curated record. NCBI's taxonomy places the organism in Eukaryota, Metazoa, Arthropoda, Insecta, Lepidoptera, Bombycidae.